GUACUUUUGACCUUCUCCAAUCGUCAUGUAUGCCAGAUUUGCAUUAGCGAAGGAACUACUUGUGACCUUCGACCUUCUUCAAUAGUCGAGGUAUCCUUGUGGCUUCAUAUCUUGCAAGCGCUCGCUUCGAUGUUGAUCCCCUCAUUUAGCUUUCUGAACUAAGAUGACCUUUCUGGGGUUGUAAGCUCGUGGUAAGUAUUUAAGUAUCCGCCAAUUCCAGGGUUUUCUCCUCUUCUCCAUCGCUCAAAUCAUCUCCCAUAAUGAAGCUCCUCUCUGUGACUCUUCUGGCGCUCGUCAGUGUCGCCUCUUCCGCUAAAGUAAGCUACAAUGGCGCCAAAGCAUUUCGCAUCCCCGUCGGCGAAGAUGUCACCCCUUUGAUGAACGUGAUUCAAAAGCUUGACCUGUCAGUCUGGAAAGGAGCCCCAAAUGGCAUCCCCAGUCCAAACUCGCAUGUCGAUCUUGUUGUCCCGGCCAAGAGCGUCAAAGAGUUCAGCGAGUUGACAAAGUCGAUGAAGACGGAAGUUAUGCAUGAGGAUCUUGGUGCAUCUAUUGAUGCUGAGGGCACUGCACCUGAGUUCUCGAUUGCUGCUGCCGAUCUUUCCUGGUUCAAUGCAUACCAUGCGUACGCAGACCAUCUCACAUUCUUGAGAGACCUUGUUGCCCAGAACAGCACAAGAUCCGAGAUCGUGGUUGCCGGAAAUUCCAAUGGUGGAAGGGCCAUCACUGGUAUUCACUUCUGGGGUGCUUCCGGAAAGGGUGUCAAGCCUGCUAUUAUCCUUCAUGGCACUGUUCAUGCUAGAGAAUGGAUUACAACUAUGACAACCGAGUAUCUCGCAUACUACCUCUUGCAAAACUAUGGAAGCAGUGCCGAGAUCAAGGGAUUUGUUGACAAGUACGAUUUCUACAUUUUCCCUGUUGUGAACCCAGAUGGUUUCGUCUACACUCAAACAACCAACCGACUUUGGCGUAAGAAUCGCCAGACUGUCUCUACCAGCACUUGUGUUGGUCGCGAUGUCAAUCGAAAUUGGCCCUACCAAUGGUCUGUACCAGGUGGUGCUUCCACCAACCCAUGCGACGAGACAUUCAAAGGUCUCGCAGCCGGUGAUGCAACCGAGAACAAAGUCCUACUUGCAUACACCAACAAAAUCGCCGCAGCUCAAGGUCUCCAACUCUACAUCGACGUCCACUCCUACAGCCAGCUCUUCAUGACCCCAUACGGCUACUCCUGCACAGCCGUCGCUCCCAACAGCGUAACGCUCAACUCCCUCGCCCGGGGCGCCGCAAACGCCAUCAGAGCGGUCUACGGAACCACAUACCAGUCCGGCCCCAUCUGCUCCACGAUCUACCAAGCUACUGGAAGUUCUGUUGAUUACGUCGCUGAUGUCACAAAAGCGAAGUAUACUUUCACCAUUGAGUUGAGAGAUACUGGAACCAAUGGGUUUGUGUUGCCUGCUAGUCAGAUCUUGCCGACGGGUGUGGAGACGUAUGCUGGGUUUAGGUACUUGUUGUUGAACAUGGUUUGAAGAGAGUGCGACAUGGAACUUGAGUGAGAUACGAUGAGUGGACUCGGAGGUCAAUAGAUGACAGCAUGAAAAGGAAACACUUGUUGAACUAAAAGUAUUCAAUCAGGCCACAAUAAUCCAAUCCUCUAUUUUCAUGUGGCGACGCACCUCCACUUUUCAUAGUACCUCCAUUGUCUGACAAAUAAAAUAAGGCCAAAAGAUACUAAUCGCCUCCUGCAAAAUCCCAUCCACUUUCCUCCUCACUUCCUUCAUUUUCACCAUCGCCUCAACUUCCUGCCCAUAAAACUGCACACACAGGGUCUUGACUCCGUCUUCAAUGUACUUUUGCAACUCAUCCAAGAUUUCCAUGUCACUGAUCUCUCCUCCUUUUUCCUCCCCUCUCGCAUCAUCCCGUUCCUCUUUCUCGCUCUUCAAGCUCUCCACCCACCACAUCCUCAACAACUCCUUAACCCUCGCAACUCGCUGAGUCGUCAAAUAUUCCAGAAACGCAGCAUUCAGUUGUAUAUUCUGUUGUGUGGCUGCGUCUCCAAAAGGAGAUUUGAUUAUAAAGAGUGAUUGAAAGGUUUUAUAGAGAGAAGUUGGGGCCGUGAGUGGGAGCGAGGUCAGGAGGUUUGUGCUGGUGAGGAGGGUGCUGAUUUGGGAUGCCAUUUUUGUGUGGGAUUAUUCGGGAUGUGAACUGAGUGGGAUAUGUUUUAUAAUUAGAGGUUCGGACUCAGGAGUUCAUUUUGUGGCUGGGGUGGAAAGCAAUAAUUUGAAGCUGGGUAGGGGAUAGUGCGGGCUCUUUGUGCCGGCUGGUCUUUGUUUACACUCGUGCCGGU
Messenger RNA from Cadophora gregata, 2341 nucleotides. RefSeq lists its product as uncharacterized. The record is from RefSeq and is a predicted model, not a curated record. The transcript has 7 exons. NCBI's taxonomy places the organism in Eukaryota, Fungi, Ascomycota, Leotiomycetes, Helotiales, Ploettnerulaceae. The coding region runs from base 261 to 1523 and encodes 420 amino acids. Gene Ontology annotation, biological process: proteolysis. Gene Ontology annotation, molecular function: metallocarboxypeptidase activity; zinc ion binding.